AUGUCUGGGAAUAAAAAUUGUGCGGAAUAUCAACAGUCCGAAAAUGGGAUGUUGCGAAAUGGCAUGUAUACAUGCCCAUCCGCCCAUCUCCUUUAUCCUCCAGAUCCUACCGAAAAACGUCCAAGUCAGCAUACGUUCCUACAGUAUGCAUCUCCAACGGACCGAAGGUACUACGAGGAUCUGCGCUUAACUCAGCAGCAGCAGUACAAUGACGCAAAUCCCUCACGAAAAACGUCACACCCCGUUAGAGAAAAGGGUGAAAGGUCCGUAGAGCUUUUGAGCGAACCCGCAGUUCAGUUCAAUAGUCGCCUUAAACUACAAACCAGAGAACGCCGAGUCACAGAAACAUCGACUGGGGAAGCUCAUGACAAAAUAUCUGAGAACAGAGAAUCGUUACGGGAAUUACGUUCUCCGAGAAGACGGUUUACCCGCAUUUGGACAUGUUGCCACAGUUGCGUUUUACCUGGACCGUACUCCUCGUUCUAUUCCCAGUGCUUGGGUUGUGACGCACCGAAGUGUCCUAAUUGCAUUGAGGUGCUUGUCCCAUUGCAAGAAUCACCGAUACGCGAGCAUUCUUUGAUACAGAGCAUUCUCAAGGCAACGGAAUUUUUCCUGACAUGGCGCGGAAAGGCUUGGGAGUUCGACUUGUGUCGCUCCAACUCCCAGGUCAGCCUUAGCCAGGUCCCCAGUGCAGAACCCUGUCUUCAAGGCCACAAACCUUGA
Molecule: messenger RNA, 723 nt
Organism: Paracoccidioides brasiliensis Pb18
Exons: 3
Coding region: 1-723 (240 amino acids)
Source: RefSeq, a predicted model, not a curated record